This is a messenger RNA of Episyrphus balteatus (marmalade hoverfly), 1259 nucleotides long. RefSeq names its product nucleic acid dioxygenase ALKBH1 (gene AlkB). The record is from RefSeq and is a predicted model, not a curated record. Bases 119 to 1216 code for a protein of 365 amino acids. NCBI's taxonomy places the organism in Eukaryota, Metazoa, Arthropoda, Insecta, Diptera, Syrphidae. Gene Ontology annotation, molecular function: broad specificity oxidative DNA demethylase activity; oxidative RNA demethylase activity; ferrous iron binding. Gene Ontology annotation, cellular component: cytoplasm; nucleus. The transcript has 4 exons. Gene Ontology annotation, biological process: oxidative RNA demethylation.
CUAAUUUUCUUCAUAGACAAUUUACGAUUGAGCACCUAAUGUACAUAUUUAAUUUAUUUAUUUUAUCUCGGAGCUGAAGAAAUGAAGUAUUUACGUGUUUCCAAGGACAUUGCAAAAUAUGUCAACUGAAUCCACCUGCCAUUUGGCUGGAAUAUUGGAAAUAUUCGCUUCGAAUUCCAUAUUUAAGCAAUACGAGAUAAUGUUCAAAGAUUCCUUCAAAUUCUAUAAAGCAAAAUGGCCAAUUCCUGAUUUCAGUGAUGUCUUGGAUUUCAAUGACAAUACCACAAAAGGAAUCGUCGAGUUCGGUCUCGAUGUGGACAGUAUUUAUGAAGCUGUAAUGCCUGGCUUAAAACCAGUCUACUCUUGGAAAUGCUAUGAAAUCACAGAUCGACCUGGUUUAAUUUUCAUUCGAAAUCCAUUCACACCGCAAGGUCAACGUUAUUGGAUGACUCGAUGUGUCCGAGAUUAUCCCAAGCGUCCAAACGUUGUCAAUCUUAAUGCCAAACUAUUCCCACAGACUGUCAUUGAUGAUUGGUGGAGUUGUUAUCAGAAUUGCUCUGAUAAAGAUGAUAAACGACGAAUGAAAGUCGCAAUGAGAUGGACAACGCUGGGAUACCAUCACGACUGGGAUAGUAAACAUUACAGCGAAAGAAUGAAAAAUAAAUUUCCUGAUGAUUUAGCUCAGUUAAGUGAAUACUUUUCGAAAGCUUUGAGAUUAGGGAAAUACUCGGCUGAAGCUGCGAUAGUAAAUUAUUAUCCAAUUGGCACAACUUUGGCUGGACACACUGAUCACUCUGAGUCUGAUUUGGAAGCACCUUUGUUUUCCUUCAGCUUUGGUCAAACAGCAAUCUUUCUAAUUGGAGGAACCACCAAAGAAGAGAAACCCUCAGCAUUAUUCCUUCGUAGUGGCGAUGUCGUUGUUAUGGCGAAACAGAGUCGUCUUUGUUAUCAUGCUGUUCCGAGGGUUAUGAAAGCAAACAUUGAAAAUUGGAAUGAAUUUCCAAUUAAAAGAGAUGUCCCUCUGGAACCACCGAAUCCAAAGAAACUCAAAUGUGACAUUGACCUACCGACAACGGACGAUUGGCAACUUGAUACAAAAUUGUUUGAAAAUUGCGCUGAUGAAAACUUUUGGAGUCCGUUUCGGCAAUUUGUUAAUGAUUCUAGAAUAAAUAUUAAUGUGAGGCAGGUUUUGAAAGAAGGACAGGAGUCUUUGUAAUUUGUUUGUUUGGACUAAAAUAUAAUUUAUUUUUUGUUUUUGA